Penicillium pulvis is the source of this 867-nucleotide messenger RNA. Its product is annotated as aldo/keto reductase. Gene Ontology annotation, molecular function: oxidoreductase activity. NCBI's taxonomy places the organism in Eukaryota, Fungi, Ascomycota, Eurotiomycetes, Eurotiales, Aspergillaceae. The record is from RefSeq and is a predicted model, not a curated record. The transcript is spliced from 5 exons. The coding region runs from base 1 to 867 and encodes 288 amino acids.
AUGGCCACCAAAAUCCACCCCACUAUCAAGCUCGCCAGUGGCUAUGAGAUUCCCAAGCUAGGCUUUGGGGUCUACAAGACCCCACCAGAUGAAACAGAGCGAUGCUGUCUCGAAGCCUUUCAGACAGGCUAUCGCCACAUUGAUUCAGCAGCCAAGUACUACAACGAAGCCGGCUGUGGCAACGCCAUCCGCGCAUCGGGAAUCCCACGCGACCAAAUAUUCUUCACAUCCAAAGUAGGCGACAUCAGCUACGAAAAGGCCAAAGCGCAAGUCGACAAGACCCUUUCCGAAUCAAAACUCGACUAUAUAGACCUGAUGCUCCUCCACAACCCCUUCGGUGGAUCCGAGAACCGCAAGGGCGGAUGGAAAGCCCUCGUUGAAGCUGUCGAAGCCGGCAAAGUACGCUCUAUUGGCGUAAGCAACUACGGUGUACACCACCUAAACGAGCUGGAACAACACAUCAGCGAACUAGAAUCGGAGCGCGGUGGAAAAGGUAAAGGCGGGACUGUCAGUAUCAAUCAGAUCGAGCUUCACCCUUGGCUGGCGCACGCGGAGAUCGCGGACUGGUGCAGUAAGCGUGGGAUCGCUGUUGAAGCAUUCUGUCCCAUUGUGCGUGGUACUCGCUUUGAAGAACCGUCUGUGAAGAAGCUCGCGGAGAAGUAUUCCAAGACCCCAGCUCAGGUGCUUAUUCGGUGGAGCAUUGAUAAGGGUUACAUUCCGUUGGUUAAGAGUGUGACGCCGUCGCGCAUUGUUGCUAAUGCCGAGGUUUUCGACUUUGCGCUUACGGCCCAGGAGGUGCAGGAGCUCGAAACGGAUGAGUAUAGUCCUGUUUCAUGGAAUCCUACUCGGGCAAAGUUGGAGGACUAA